Molecule: messenger RNA, 1253 nt
Organism: Trifolium pratense (red clover)
Lineage: Eukaryota; Viridiplantae; Streptophyta; Magnoliopsida; Fabales; Fabaceae
Product: protein DOG1-like 4
Exons: 1
Coding region: 112-1041 (309 amino acids)
Biological process (GO): DNA-templated transcription
Molecular function (GO): sequence-specific DNA binding
Source: RefSeq, a predicted model, not a curated record
CACAUCCAAACCUUUUCAUUAAGAACCACACAUAUCAGUAACCAAUCAAAUGUCUAUUAGUAAUAUAAAAUCAGCGCCAGAAAGAAACCUUGAUACUGAUAGCCGGAGUAAAUGUUACACCAACUUGCCUAUAAAAACAUGCAAACAUUGCUCUUUAGCUCAUGCAAUAAGAACAACAUUGAGCAAAACACUAAACCACCAAAAGUGAUGUCUCUGCUUCCAAGCAGUUCCACUUAUGACAUUAACUUUGAUGGUACUGAAAACUUUCAAAAGUUUUAUGAGUGUUGGAUGGUUCAGCAAAACCAAUAUCUGAAUGAACUUGUAGCAGCUAAAUCAGCUCAAUCUCAGCUCACAAAUGACAGAAUGCAUGCACUGGUUGAUAGGGUGACUGAGCAUUAUGAACAUUACUACAAGGCUAAGUCAAUUUGUGCAAAGAAAGAUGUUUUGUCCAUAUUUUCACCACCAUGGUUAAGCUCUUUAGAAGCGGCUUUUCUUUGGAUUGGUGGAUGGAGACCAAGCAUGGCAUUUCAUUUGUUAUAUUCAAAAUGCAGUAUGCAAUUUCAAGCAAGGUUGAAUGACCUUAUUCAAGGACAAAAAACAUGUGACCUCGGAGAUCUCUCGGCGUCUCAACUCGCUGAGUUCGAUAAUUUGCAAAAGAGGACUGUUAGGGAAGAUAGGGAAAUCACUGAUAUGAUGGCCGAGCAUCAGGAGACGGUGGCUGAUGCUCCGAUGGUGGAGUUGUCUCAUGUGGUUUCUGAGAUGAUUAGAGGAGGAGAGAAUGAGAAGAAAGAAUUGGAAGAGAGGAUUGAAUCAGUUAUUGAACCUAAAGUGGAAGGUUUGAUGAGGAUUUUGCAUAGAGCUGAUGAUUUAAGGCUGAGAGCAUUGCAGGGAAUUGUUAAUAUUCUGACUCCAAAACAAGCUAUUUAUUUCCUGAUUGCUGCUGCAGAACUUCACCUGAGGCUGCAUGAGUGGGGUAAAAAGAAGGAUGUUGCCAAAAGAGGCCAACAAGGUAUUAGGGAGGGUGAAAGCCAUAAUUCCUAACAGUAACAAUUUAUUGGUUUCAACUAAAGGGAGUUUGAGUUAGAUUAGGGUACAAUUAUCUUUCACUACCUUGGAUUUUAUGUUUAUGUAAUGUUCAUCAAGACUAAGAUGAAGAAAAAUAAGGACACAUAUGUUCACUAAGGUAGUAACCUCUAAUUAUAUAUUAUAUCAAGGGGAUACAAUAAUAUUUUGAUGUAGCAUGUUUUCUUUUA